GAAAGCAAGGGAGCACAGACGCAAGGAGGGAGGAGGGACCACCAAGGAGGGAGGGAAGGAGAGGGUACGGUGGUGGCUGCUGGCGCUUUAUGCAGUUUAGUUCUGCUCAGAGCACCUUCACAGCCUGCAGGGCUGCCUCUGCAGUUCAGGGGAAAUCCUCACAUGGAAAUAACAGCUGCACGGGGGAGAAAACAUUUAGAACAGAAAACAAGAAGAGGAAGGCUGGCAGGGACAUCUCAUCCCCUGACCCCACCUGAUGAUCCCACGAUUCCCUGACUCUGGUUCUUCUUGCAGCAGAGUUCGCGUGCCACAUUUCGGUGGGGUCAUUUUUGACUUCUUCAGAUACCUUGGUGUAAACCCGCCCCGUCCGCCCCUGCCUCAACCCCCACGAUGGCUGGCUGUACCAGCCGCUGCAGGCAGGGGGUGCAAAAGCUAAUUCAGUCCCUGCAGAGACUGGUCUCAGGAACCCUCACUAAAGAUAAAUCAGAUGAUGAGCUUGAGAUGACCAUGGUGUGUCACAGGCCAGAGGGUCUCGAGCAACUGGAAGCCCAAACUAACUUCUCCAAGCAGGAGCUGCAGAUCCUCUAUCGCGGCUUUAAGAAUGAAUGUCCCAGUGGAGUCGUAAAUGAGGAGACCUUCAAGCACAUUUAUGCACAGUUUUUCCCUCAUGGAGAUGCAAGCAUGUACGCACAUUAUCUUUUCAAUGCUUUUGACACAACAAACAAUGGCUCCAUCAAAUUUAAGGACUUUGUGGUGGGCUUAUCCAUUCUGCUGAGAGGAACCCUGAGGGAAAAGCUGGAGUGGACGUUUCAUCUUUAUGACAUCAACAGAGAUGGAUACAUAAACAGAGAGGAAAUGACGGAGAUUGUAAGAGCCAUUUACGACAUGAUGGGCAAGUACACCUACCCUGCUUUAAAGGGAGAUGUCCCACAGCAGCAUGUGGACGCCUUUUUUCAGAAGAUGGAUAAGAACAAAGACGGAGUGGUGACUAUGGAAGAGUUUAUUAUUGCCUGCCAAGAGGAUGAAAACAUGAUGAGAUCCAUGCAGCUGUUUGAAAACGUGAUGUAGGACAGCUUGAAAUGAAGAAGACAGGAGCAUGGCAAACCAGAGGGCUUUGUGUGUGUGUGAGUGUGUGUGUGUGUGUGUGUGUGUGUAUGUGUGUUGGCGUGCACAUGUGCCGUACAUCCAGUCUAUCUUCCUGUUUCUGCUCUCGCCAGCUGAGCUCUGGAUGCAGCCAGAGCUUCCUGUGAUGACACUAAUGAGGGGACUGAAGUGGAAUGCCCUCAGCCUUCCCGCCGCGUUUGGCCACACAGCAAAGUGAUUAAUGUGACAGGCGUUGAGCUCUGUCAAACAGAUUGGCCGUUUAUAGAUAAAGAUGCUCUGACAUUGAAAGGAUGCUUUGACCUUCGAAGAAACAUCCCUUCCAGAGGUGGACCUAUUUUUCUUUUUCUGGCUUUUUUCUAUCCAGACUUACUUGCAUGUGUUUGAGGGAAGAAAAACAAAUGUCUAACUUCCUGAUACUUGUCAAAUUUUUCCUGAAACGUUUGCCAUAAGUACAUCCACAUUAAUUGACUCAUACAUCCAGUGGUUGGAAGGAUCUAAAAAUUUAAUUUGCGAGUCUCUGGAUUUAGUGAUGCUUCUACAUUCGUGUCGACUUGGCUGCUGCUCAGACCUCUCUGUCUUUUGCUUGUUGUUGUUCUGUGAAACGCCUGCAUUAGAGAGUUCAAACGUUUAAGGUUGUAAAUUAUAUAGACCUUACAUGCUGUGUCAGUUCCAUGUCUUUUGUAUUUCAAAAGACUUCAUGUCGAAAAAAUCAAAUGUGUAUGAUUUUUAAUUGAUAGCAUUUUUAUGAGGUGAAGUCAAAGCAAAGCAAAGAAAUAUAUGUAAUUUCCAGGGAUUACAUUAUUUAACCAAUAGUUUGUGAUUUUCAAAGUUAAGUUGCGAUAAAAUAGUCAUGUGCUCUAAAUAUUUCAGCUGCUGAAGAUAACUCUUUUGACACUUUUGUCGAGUUAGUAGUAGCAUUUCCCCUGAGGCUAAAGCUAACGGCUAGUCCUAUAUCCUUCUACUCCAGUUUUCAUAAAUGUCAUAGUGAGAACUAUUUUAAUCCUCGUCACAAUUAAACUGAUGCAAGAGUUAUUUACCAAAGAAACACAAGUAGCCUAGGUAGUGGAGUGUUGCCAACAAUCCUCAUUAUCAUAGCAUGUACUUAUGAAAAAACUUGUUUUUCUGGCCAGAGCAUGAACUUUAAACUGCUUGCAGUUUAACACUGACUAGAAAUUUUUACAAAUGUCCUUUCUCUUGGACAGAUUACACUGUCUGAAGAUCACUGGAGCACACAGCCAUCUCUCUGCAUUUCUGCUCUAAAUGACUGCAUGCUUUCAGUUAAAAAUCCAUGUAACAUAAGAAAGCAUUCACAAAAAAAAUCAGUAUGGUGUUUUUAGGAUUGUAGCAGAUUUACGAAUCUAUAUUUUAUGAAGAUUAUUGGAGUUUUAUCUACUAUGUGGAAGUUAGUUAGCAACUUCAUUUAAUAAUAAUCCAGGUUGGAGGGUGUUGGACCAAUUUAAAGAUUUGUAAAACCAAAAACAUCUAAAUAUUUUAUCCAAUCUCAAAAACUUUAUAGGCCAGGAGAACACAAUCUUACAAACCUUUAAACCUUUGUCAUGUUUGGACUGGGCCGGAUUUCCCAAGAAACAGAUUCUUAUUUAUACAAAGUAGAAUGGACGCUGUAAGGCACCAGUGAUUUUCCUUUCCGAAUCAUGUAUUGAAAACGGAGUUUAGUACAUGAAAAUCAUGCACCAAACUCUGUCCAGUCAGAGUUUGGUAAAGCACCAUAAAAAGCAAAAAUAUUAUAGCAGUUUACGUGAAAAAUAUUUGACUGAUUUCAAAACAGCCUUACUUUUUUAUAUUUACUCUGAGUGAAAACGCUGACAUGUUUAGCUCUCAGCAUGUGUUUCACACCCAUCAGUGUCACACUGCCUCCUAGCAAAGAUUAAUGCAUUAAAAAAAUCAUCUAUUUAGCUCUUCAUACUUACCCAAUAGAAAUAUGGCAAUGUUUAGAGGUUCAGACUAUAUCUGUUAGAUAAACCACCAUGAUGUUUUUGAGAUUGAAGUUGUUUAUGACGGCCCACUUUAGUCUUGGGCCAUUUGGGAGUAGCUAUUAGCUUCAGCCUCCUGGACCAUUUUACCUGAAUUUAUACUGUUUAAAAGACUCCAGAUGAGCUAUCUUCUGCAGAUCAGAGGACAGAUUUUAUCUUUAAAAUAACCUAACCUCAAAAUGUCUGGGCUAUCCUUGUGAUAUUAAUUCAGAGGCCAGCAUUUGGAUGGUAGUGGAUAGCUCAUUUUGCUAAGUAUAGAAGGGUGAAGGUUGUCAGAAGUCAGAUUUAAUGUCAGCUUUGAAAUGAUAUGUCCUGACUUAAUGAACAAGUGACACUGACCAAAACAAUGAUUUUACACCUAAAGUACUGACAGAACAGCACAUCUAUUAUUGCUUUCUGUGAGUUUUCCAGUAUUUGAAAGAUAAUAGAAAACUCACAGGCCUACAGUAUUUUAAUCACUGAAAUAUUAACUAUUUGCUUUUUAAAGUCAGUGGAGCAGUUCUUUAGAGUGUGCUUCAUCUGUGUGACAUCCCCUCCCCCGCUGUACAGUAUCCUUUGUUGAAACAGUUGCUAUAUUAUAUUAACAGAAGAUUCAUUUAAAGCCAUAAAAUAAAUAUUUAAAUUAUUUGAUUGUUGUAUUUUACUUUACUUUGCGUAAGCUGAACAUCAUAAAAUAUUCAAGCUAUUCACAUCAUUGUGUUGGACAAGGGAAUAUGCAACGUUCUGCAACACACACUGCAUAAAUGAAUAAAUGAUGAACACCACACAGAAACUCUGCAUUUACAGUAACUAGGAUGUGUCUGAAAUAAAUCCCAGAUACAUUUUAGAAAUAAGACUUCCUCUGAAUAUUACAAUUUGUGCACUCACAAGUAGCAGCUGAUUUUGCUUGAGCUAUGGCGUCCUCCAGAGUUCUGAACACUCCAAACAAAGAUGUGUGCCUUAAAAUAAAUGGUUGUUAUGAAGACUUGUCACUCGCUGCUCCAGUUCUAUAAGAGUAAGAAAUUAUAUUACCACACUUAGCACCCUCCUUGAUGUGUGUGGUGGAAAGAUAAACAUGUGCCCUUCUUCCAGUUCCAGUUUUUUCAAACUGCUGUUUAUUUCCCUACUUAAGGAGAUUAGCACACAUCCAUUAGACUGAGUUGUCUUUACCACUUUGAAACAUGAGUCAGAGAAAUUGGUGGCUGUCAAGUCACAUUUAUGACCAGAGGAAACCAAUAUUCAUAGGUAAUUAAUUAAACAUUUCUAGGAAUUCUGAUCAACUUUGGAAAAAUGACAGAACAGAUUAUAAAGAUGUUUUAGGUACAGGUACAGCUUGUACAAUUGAUUGGAAAUGCCAUCUCAUCUCUGAAGUGGUAGAAAAAUCCGUUUGCUGUUUUAAAAGGCCUUCCUGCUGAUAUUUAUUUUUAGUGUGAUUUAGUUGUAAAUAGCCUUAUUAGUGACAUAAAGUCUAAAUAAGAUUAAAAACAAUCAUUGCAAAAUCUCCUGGCGAUUGACACACAACAUUCCACCAUACAGACUUCCAUUGAGUACAUAGAAUUUAUUAAAAAAAAAAUAAAAAAAUUUGAUUUGUUGUUUAAAAUGUUUUCAGACUGCACAUUAGUGUUAAAAAUAUAAAAGUAUAAUUAAAUUAUAAUGCGUUUUCCAUCCAUCCAUUUUCUAACGCCCUUCUUCCCCAGUGGGGUCGGGAGUGGUGCUGGUGCCUAGCUCCAGCUAACGUUCCGAGCGAGAGGCAGGGUAUACCCUGGACAGGUCGCCAGUCUGUCGCAGUAUUCUUCUUCUUCUUCUUCUUCUUCUUCUUUUUUAUGGCGGUUGGCAAGCAACUUUUAGAUGUGCAUUACCGCCAUCUACUGGAAUGGAGUGUGGAUCGGGACGCUAACUUUAAACACCCCCCUCAAA
Gambusia affinis (western mosquitofish) is the source of this 4991-nucleotide messenger RNA. It is a transcript of the gene kcnip1b, whose product is annotated as Kv channel interacting protein 1 b. The transcript has 9 exons. Gene Ontology annotation, cellular component: voltage-gated potassium channel complex. Bases 391 to 1068 code for a protein of 225 amino acids. Gene Ontology annotation, biological process: regulation of potassium ion transmembrane transport. Gene Ontology annotation, molecular function: calcium ion binding; transmembrane transporter binding; potassium channel regulator activity. The record is from RefSeq and is a predicted model, not a curated record. Lineage: Eukaryota; Metazoa; Chordata; Actinopteri; Cyprinodontiformes; Poeciliidae.